Messenger RNA from Camelina sativa (false flax), 1075 nucleotides. The record is from RefSeq and is a predicted model, not a curated record. NCBI's taxonomy places the organism in Eukaryota, Viridiplantae, Streptophyta, Magnoliopsida, Brassicales, Brassicaceae.
ACAAUAACUAGAGAUAAACUAAAAAUAUAAUUUAUCAAUGGCGUUACAUCUAGCUCUAUGUAUCUGUGUUUAUCUGUUGUUUACACAAAGCGCACAAUGCAACAUUGAUGAAUAUGAUUGUAUUGAUAUAUACAAACAACCGGCUUUUCAACAUCCAUUGUUGAAAAAUCACAAGAUUCAGGAAACAUUCAACUUAGAUGGAAAUAUUGAAAGAAGCAACAAAUAUAGCACACAAGAGCAUUGUCCAAAAGGAACAGUUGCAAUUUUAAGACAAGGAAACGAAUCACAGAGCGUUCGUUUGAAUUCAGUCGAGUUUUAUGGUCAACACUAUGCAGCAAUUGAGACAAUGCAAAAUGGAACUAUCUAUCGAGGAGCUGAAGCAGAAAUAAGUAUUCAUGAAUUAUUAAUAUUGACCAACGGUCAAUACAGUAAAAGUCAAAUAUGGUUAGAGAAUGGACAUGCAGGUCAAGUCAAUAGUAUACAAGCUGGUUGGACAAUAAGUGUGCAUCCAAGAUUGUAUGGUGACAAUAUCACACGAUUAACAAUAUAUUGGACUAGAGAUCAUUAUCAAAAAACAGGAUGCUAUAAUACACAAUGUCCUGGCUUUGUGGUUGUAAGUCGAAAACUUAUUCUUGGAAAAGGAUUCUGGGGGUCAUCCGUCUAUGGUCAAAAGAGCCUUACCUUCCGAAUGCAAGUUAUUCAGGAUGGCUCCAGUGGAAAUUGGGUUCUUAAAUUCUUUGAUGAAGUGGUUGGUUAUUGGCCCAAAGAAUUAUUUACACACUUAAACAAAGGGGCUUCUCUAAUAACAUUUGGAGGAAAUACUUAUUUAUCUCCAUCUGGAAUUAGUCCUCCUAUGGGAAACGGACAUUUUCCAAUGACAGAUUUAAAAAAGACAGCAUAUUUUAAAAACAUCUUCGUUAUAAAUUCGAACCACAAGAAGGUGUAUCUAGAGAAUAAGAAAACAAGACUUGUUGCUGGCACAUAUAGUUGCUAUAGGGUAACAUAUUUGGAUUACCUUAAAUCCACCGGAUUGGCCUUCGCAUUUGGAGGACCUGGUGGUCAAUGUGGUUUUUGA